ACUUAAUUUAUAUUUGCUAAUGAUACAGUAAUCUUUGUGGAAUUGCUGGCGAAGCCCUUGUGACUUCAGGUCUCCUGGGCUAAAACCAAGCUGCAGGUGUUUUGAGGCUUGCUAGAUGAAGCAGUACAGUCUACCAAUGCGUGUGGCGAAAACACUGAAAUCUCGGAAAAUUUCACAUGCCAUUGUAGCGUAGUUCAGGAGGUAAGUUUCGGUAGAAAGUUUUAUGGCGAAUUGGCUUGAUCCACAUCCGGAUCUCCAGGUCCCUUGCUCUCCCUGUCUUAUUCUAUGGAUGUGAGGCAUGGCCACUAAAUAGGGAAUUGGGGAGACGGCCUUUGGUAAUACACAUCUGCGCAAAAUCAUGGGGUGCCGCUGGAAUGGCUGUGUGUCAAACUGACGACUACUCCGUGAAACUGAUACGAGGCCUAUUACCUGCAUAUUCUGUCAAAACCAACUCCAGCUACAGAGGCUUGUAGCACGUUACCCUACCUAUCGGGAUGUCUCUGUAAGAGACAGUUAUAGUUGAAGGAGGCCAAGGGGACGCCCAGCGAGUUCGUGACUUGAGCAUGUCGAUAGAUCCUGCCAGGAGGUACUCAAGAUUGAAAAGGGACCUGCAUGGAUGCUUGCCCCGGGGGACCCGCGGACUUGGUGUCGUAGGGUGGGCAAGGCGAUUCCCCUCCCCAUCAUCUUCCAAUCCGAAGAGACGAUGCCUUGAAAAAAAAUAUGCGAGGAGAGAAAUUCGCUUUAUAUUUUUUAGUACUUUAGGGUACACAUUGUCUGGCCCUGGGCUUUUUAUUUGUUUUAAAGGAUUGGAGAACAUGACGGCCCUCAUCGGUAGGGUAGUUAUAACAAAGUUAGGCAAGACAGUAAUGAGAGUUACGUUAGUAAUAUUGUUGUCGUUUGCGUUGAUGUAUUGGCGGUAAGACUAUAAUAUUAAAUACCGAGGAAAAAUAAUUGUUUAACAAGUUCGAAACGCGUAUUUUUCAGUCACUAAUUCGCCGUCGCUAUCAGUUUAAGGGUUCAGUUCCACGUCUGAUCGCCUCUCUGUUGUUUAUACAACUGCAGAACGAUUUCGGAUUACUUUUACAAUUGGGUUUCAAUGUUUUCUUCAGAUCUACGCUGAGACUGACAUUUUCACUCGUCGCCUGGCUUCAUGAUAAUGUCUAAUAUUUUCGAGUGUGUUUUAAACUUUAUUUACCCCGUAAAGCAAAUUUCAUUCCUUAACAGAAUGUAUGAUUUCGCUAUUAAACCAAUGUGAACUUUUAUUAAUGUUACGUCGCUUCUCGCAAGAAUUUACAAAUGUAUUAUGCUGAGUGAGCAAAUAAUUUUCAGGCUUCCUCAAUGUUGCAACCAUCCGAUUACUGCAUUUAUGUUAGUUUUUGUCUAAUUUUUAUGAUGUUUGCACUUUUGAAAUUAGCACCAUUGUUUUAUUUUCAGUGAAUUUUGGUUGAGUUCUGAUGUUGACGCGAACUAAUUCGUGGUCGCAAGAAUCAAUAUGUUCUCCUACCGUAACAUUACUGAUUAGUUUAUCUUGGGUUACUAUAACAAGGUCUAGUGUGUUAUUUUGUCAAGUUGCUUCAGUAAUCAUAUUAAUUUUAAUGCGAUCAAAGAUAUAUCAAAGCGACUGAACCGUGUUUGAGUUAAUGGUAGUUUUAGCACUUUUAAAUAAGUUUUAUCUGGAGUUCUGUAGGGUAGUGUCUUGAGUAUUAUUAUGGUCUUGUAUAUUGCUGAUGUAUGGCUAUAUUUGAAAAAUUAAUUGAUCCGAAUGUUUAUGACCGCACCUUCAUGUUUGUUAAUUUCCCUAGCGAUCGUUUUGAUGUGACUGUUUCUCUGAAUAUUAAUUUUGGGGGCGUGGGGUUCAUCUCCGUCGCGUCAGUCCUUAAGCCUGUGGUGGGCAAGAACCCAUUACACUCCUCUCGCGGUCCCGCUACAACCCAUUACACUCCUCCCGCGGUCCCGCUACAACCCAUUACACUCCUCGCGCGGUCCCGCUACAACCCAUUACACUCCUCCCGCGGUCCCGCUACAACCCAUUACACUCCUCGCGCGGUCCCGCUACAACCCAUUACACUCCUCGCGCGGUCCCGCUACAACCCAUUACACUCCUCGCGCGGUCCCGCUACAACCCAUUACACUCCUCGCGCGGUCCCGCUACAACCCAUUACACUCCUCCCGCGGUCCCGCUACAACCCAUUACACUCCUCCCGCGGUCCCGCUACAACCCAUUACACUCCUCCCGCGGUCCCGCUACAACCCAUUACACUCCUCCCGCGGUCCCGCUACAACCCAUUACACUCCUCCCGCGGUCCCGCUACAACCCAUUACACUCCUCCCGCGGUCCCGCUACAACCCAUUACACUCCUCCCGCGGUCCCGCUACAACCCAUUACACUCCUCCCGCGGUCCCGCUACAACCCAUUACACUCCUCCCGCGGUCCCGCUACAACCCAUUACACUCCUCCCGCGGUCCCGCUACAACCCAUUACACUCCUCCCGCGGUCCCGCUACUCACGACUUUCCACUCUUGCUCAUCCCUAUUUUGUCCAUAUCCUUUAGGCAAGAGUUACCCUGCAUCUUCAUAAUUUUUUUCAGUUCUGGAACAGCCUUCAUUCGUCUACAUUUCCUCCUGCCUACGACUUUGAACUCUUUUAAGAAGAGAGUAUCAGGACACCUCUCCUUCCGUAAUUGACCUCGCUUUUGCCUGUUUGUUCUGAUUAAUUUCACUGGAACUUCGUUCACCGGGCCUUUUUGUUCCUGAUUUUGUUUCCUUGAGCUGCCUCCGUUGUAUAAAAAAAGAAAGGAAAAAAAAUCGGACACAAGGUGAGUGACAUCCGGGGUACUACCUGUCAUAUAUUGCUCUAGGUACCCAUUUAUUACCAGCCCAAGGAAGGAUGAACAGCUGGGUGAACCGCACACCGACUGAGCGGACAGGGAUUAGUGCCCUGCCCUACAGUUUCAUAUUUACUUACGCUAACCAUUGCACCACAUAAUAUUGAUCAUCCUAUAUCAUAGAGAGCUUUUCAUUAUCGUCAAUGCUUAUUUUAGGUAUCUAAAUUAUUAUAACCAUGUUGUCCUUUUGACACCUCAUUUAAUUAUGAACAGGACAGUUUUAUAAUUGAGAUUAAUUCCUGGUCCAUUGAGGUGUUGGGGUAGUACCUGAAUGAUGAC
Messenger RNA from Eriocheir sinensis (Chinese mitten crab), 3164 nucleotides. RefSeq lists its product as uncharacterized. The transcript is spliced from 2 exons. NCBI's taxonomy places the organism in Eukaryota, Metazoa, Arthropoda, Malacostraca, Decapoda, Varunidae. The record is from RefSeq and is a predicted model, not a curated record. The coding region runs from base 1732 to 2685 and encodes 317 amino acids.